Messenger RNA from Effrenium voratum, 1215 nucleotides. NCBI's taxonomy places the organism in Eukaryota, Dinophyceae, Suessiales, Symbiodiniaceae. The record is from the annotation of a GenBank genome assembly.
AUGGAGCAGAAGAUCCUGGAGCGCCUGAAGCUGCAAGCCGCCGCCAAAGCGGCGCCGGCGCCCGCCACUCAGCUGGCGGUGCCGGGCACGGCGCCCGCGCCCGCGCCCGCGCCGCCUCCCACGCCGGACGAGCGGUUGGAGCAGCUGAAGGUGGACGGGGCAGAGCUGUGCGGAGACGAGGCCUGGUUUGCCGACGAAGACCUCCGCAGCGAGCUCCGCGCGGCGGUGCAGGAGGCCCACCGGGAGCAAAAGAUCCUCAUCGCCUCCCCUGCGGAAGAGGUUCAGCGCAUUUGUGAGGGGGCGCGGCCGAGCGCUUUGGCGGUGCUGCGGUUGGGCGGGGCCCACCUGGGCGGCUACGGGGAGGCAGACAUCGCCUACUCCUACAGGCAGCUGUCAAGGGCCCUCCACCCGGACAAGAACCCUGACAUACCGCAAGCUGACCAGGCGUUUCACCGCCUCAGCGAGGCGGCGGAGGAGCUGAGGCUCGGCCUGCAGGAGCAGCGGCGCCUGGUGGUUUGGUUCGCAUCAGCGACCGGGCGACAGGUGCCUGACACCAUGGAGAGGCCCCAAGAGACGCUCUUUGCCGAGGCGUCCCGCCUGCUGACGGUGAUCUGCGGCUUGGCAGGGGAAGGCCACGUGCCCACUGCGGCGCGCAGUCGCGCGCUGUCGCUCUUCGCUUCGGCGCAUCAGGGCUGUCGGGUCCCCGAGCUUCUGUGCCUUUGGUUUGAGAGGUCGCAGCUCAUGGAAGCGAUGGCCUCGCCGGCCUUGCGUAUUGCCUAUGACUGUGCAGCCAAGCGCUACCGCGCCCAAUUCCUGUGCCUGCUGAGCCGCGUGCUCGCGGCCGAAGUGCGGCGCAUUGGACGUGGCAUGCCCCGGGACGGGUGGAAGCAGAUGGCGGAGACCUUCCCGGAGCUGGUGCUCUGGCAGGAGUUGCGCGAGCAGUUCUACCAGCGCUGCUGGCUGGAGCCAGACCCUCCUGGCAUGGGAGGCUGCGAUCGCAGCCGCAGCCCCGAGCGGGCCUUGCGCAGCAGGUGGGCUCGGAAGUGGAGGAAGGCCAUGGCCGCCAUCCUGCCGGCGGGCGAGGACACAGCUGCGCCACCAGGCGACCCAGAGGUGUGCAAGCUGGCCCACGUGAUCUGGAAGGACAUCGUGGCCGUGGCAGAGAAGGAAGUGGCGGGAUCCGGACCCAAGCGAGCCCUUGGACGCUUGAAUUAA